AUGUUGCUGAUAGCAGCUUUAUUACUAUUAGGGACAGCUAAGCAUUUUACUGUAGAGCUAAAGAGCCGUCAUACCUAAGAACAUUUAAUAGAAAUAGUAAAUAUGUUGUAACAUUCACAUGCUUAAUUGUUGGAGGAAAGUCAUUAUUAGAAGAUUGGAAAGUAAGUUGAAGGAGCACUUUAAUUUGAGACAGUGAUGUUAGAAAAGAACAUUUAGAAAAAGAAUUUAAAACAUUAGAGUCAUCAUAAUAAGAAAUAGGAACAUCAUCAUAAGAAAAGAAAAAAUACAAAUAUGGUUGUAAAUGAAUCAUUGAUGGAUGUAAUACCUUUAACAUCUGAAGAGAAAGGUAUAUUUGAAGAAUCUGGUGCAUUAGCUCCUGUUGAUAUACACAUUGAGGAAUAGAUGGAACAUCAAAAUUAAAAGUUAUUGACAACAGAUAGAAAUUAAGAUGGUUCGUAUAUUGCAGAUGUACCUUUGACUAAUAUAGCAAAUACAAUGUUCAUAGGUGAAUUAUAAGUAGGAAGUGCUUAAGGAAAGAAUGCUUUUGAUGUUAUAUUUGAUACAGGUUCUGCUUUGACUUGUAUAGCUUCAGAGUAAUGUAAAGAUAUUGGAUGUUAAAAGAGUAAAAGAUAUAAUAGAGCUGAAAGUUAAUCAUUUAAUGAGAUUGGCAAAUCAGUUGAAAUUGUAUUUGGUAGUGGAACAUUGAAAGGAUUAAUAAAUAGAGAGAGAAUCAAAGUGGAUGGUUUAGAUUUGAAAGAUGCUUUAUUUAUUGAAGUUACUUAAUAGAUUGGAGAUGCAUUUCAUGAGGGUGAAUUUGAUGGUAUAGUAGGAUUAGGGUAUCCUCAUAUGACAGGAGUUCCUACUUUAUUUGAUUAUAUGAUCUAAUAACAUAAACUACAUUCAAAUGUUUUUACAUUCCAUUUAAAUAGAGCUACUGGUAAUUCAGGAUCAUAAUUAAUUUUUGGUGGAAGUGAUGAUUCUUAAAUUAAAGGAGAAUGGGUUUAUCAUUAAGUUCAUGAAUAAUUCUAUUGGUCAAUAAUGGCAGAAUAAAUUAAAGUUGGUAAUAAGGAUACUGGAAUUUGUACACAUUAACAUAAAUGUAAAAUGGUUGUUGACACAGGAACCACUCUGUUAACAGGACCAACUAAAGAUGUUAGAACAUUAUUAUCAAUGAUAAGAGUUGAACCAAAAUGUUAAAAUUAUCCAACAAUGCCAGAUAUCACAUUUGUUAUUGAUGGACAUGAUUACAUUUUAUCACCUAAAGAUUACAUUCUAACUAUUACAUGUAUUAAUAUAUUAUUUAUAUUUAAUAGAAUAAGGAGUUGAAGCACCUUAUCAACAUUCAUCAAUGGAUUAGAUUGUUGGUUGUGCUGGAACUAUUUUUCCUUUGGAUCUCCCACCAAAAUAGUAUAAUUUUAUAUUAAUUAUAUAGAGGUCCAUUAUGGAUCUUAGGUGAUGUCUUUAUUACAAAAUAUUCUGCUAAGUUUGAUAGAGAUAAAAACAGAGUUGGUUUAGCAUUAAAUAAGAAUCUUGAAUGAAA
Paramecium pentaurelia is the source of this 1540-nucleotide messenger RNA. NCBI's taxonomy places the organism in Eukaryota, Ciliophora, Oligohymenophorea, Peniculida, Parameciidae. The record is from the annotation of a GenBank genome assembly.